Linderina pennispora is the source of this 2584-nucleotide messenger RNA. Its product is annotated as Dbl homology domain-containing protein. The transcript is spliced from 2 exons. The record is from RefSeq and is a predicted model, not a curated record. Gene Ontology annotation, molecular function: guanyl-nucleotide exchange factor activity; metal ion binding. The coding region runs from base 386 to 2524 and encodes 712 amino acids. Lineage: Eukaryota; Fungi; Kickxellomycota; Kickxellomycetes; Kickxellales; Kickxellaceae.
UUUUUUUGGACACGCCUUGUAUUCAUGACUUCACUGCGCUCGAGCAUUAUACACCCUGCCUACCAUACGCCUGCGUUGGAAUCGUGCUGCUUCAAGUAAAGCAGCCAUUUUUAUCAUCACCACUUUGCGUCGUUUCUAUUUUGCCUGUCUGCCUCCCCAAAAAGCGGUCUUUGGACGGCUGUUUACAUCUUACAUCAUAUAUCGGCAGAGCGGUGGGGACUGCUUCCCUUAACUUCUCCUUCCAUUCCGUUCUCCGCCUCCCUUGCGUUCUCUUCUUAUACAUAGACAACGCAAUACGCAAGCUUUUGUACUCUUUUGCGACAUAAAGCAGCUCUGUUCAUUCAGACCGAUCUCGUGCUCAGAGGCGCUGCUAUUCUAAAAAAAGAUGGCGACAUAUAGUAGCUCAGAGAACAAUCAGACCGUGGAUCGCAUGCUUCGGCAGCGGUCCAAGAUUGCAGCAGAGAUUCUGGAGACGGAGCGCACCUAUGUUGAGGGACUGGGGCUGAUAGAGAAGAUAUACAUCAACCCGCUGCUGGCAUCGGCGCAGACAGCGGCACCGAUUCUGACACGCAAGGAGAUGCGGCAGCUGUUUGCAAACUUUGCAGAUAUCAUAGCGCUGAGCAGAGAGCUGCUGCUGCAGCUGGAGGCGCGGCUGGGGGACGGGCAGUGGGAUGGGGCAACGGGCCAGGUGGGCGACAUAUUUGUGCGGAUGGCGCCGUUCCUGAAAAUGUACUCGCUGUACCUGCGCAACUUCCGCAGCGGCCUCGCGUCAAUCAGCCAAUGGCUCAGCUCGAACCGCGCGUUUGCCGAGUUCCUGCAGCGCGGCAACGCAGCGCCCGAGAGCCGCGGGCUGAGCUUCCAGAGCUACCUGCUUUUGCCCGUGCAGCGGAUCCCGCGGUACCGGCUUUUGCUGGACGAUCUGCUGCGCAACACACCGGCAGAGCACGUGGACUAUGCGAGCAUCACCGAUGCGCUGCAGACAGUCGAGUCGGUGGCGGCGUUUGUCGAUGCGACAAUCCAGGAACAUGAGAUGACGCUGGAGAUGCUGGAGAUCCAGCGCGCGCUGGGGCUCAAGGAGCCACUGCUGGCACCGGGACGGCGGCUGGUGCGGGCGGGCAGACUGACGAAGAUCUGCCGCAGGAGCCACCAGCAGCGGCAGUUUUAUCUGUUCAGCGACAUGCUGCUGUACGCGGGCGGCAGCGACUCGUCGGGGCACCGGCGCGUGCCGCUGGAGGACUGCAAGGUCAUGGAUGUGCCGGAUACCAGCACAUGCGCCCACCAGUUCACCAUCAUCAGCCGCGCCAAGUCGUUUGUGGUCUAUGCGGCCACAGGCGCCGAUAAGGCCGCAUGGCUGGAGGCGCUGGCGGGCGCCAUCACUGAGCGGCGGGCGGCACGUGACACGCUGCAGAUGGAUCGGUCGCUGCGUCGGCGGCUGCUGCGGGCCCGGCGCGCAACGAUGCUGCAGUUCCCGCGCGUGGCUGAGAGCUUCAGUGCGCCGGUCUGGGCGCCCGAUUCCAGCGCCGCGCACUGCUACAUCUGCUUCCGCGCGUUUGCGCUGCUGGUGCGGCGUCACCACUGCCGCGCCUGCGGCCAGCUGGUGUGCCACGCGUGCUCGCGCAAGAGCAUCGUCUUCGUGGCCGACGACAUGCAGCCCAGCGAGGCCCGCGCCUGCGACCAGUGCAUUGCACGUAUGUUCGGCCGCGGUGCUCUCGAGUCACCACCUGGGUCGGUUCGCAACCGCCACAGCCUCGAUCCCUCGGCCUUGCUCAGCACCCUGGCUGCGCUUGCUGGCAGUGCCAGUCCGCCACGUCUGGAGCCACGACUCGAGAUUACUGAGCCGCCACGCCUGGAGCCGCGGCCGAUCGGCCCGCCUGCGGCCCUGGCUGCGGCCUUUGCGGAGUCGCCGGUAGCGUGUCCGCGCAACGCUUCAAUGUGCUCUGACGGCUGCGCGUGCAUAGCCGGCUCGUUGCCUGCGCACCACCGCACCUCGGCCGACAGCAGCGCUGGUUGGGACCUGUUUGGCGCAUCCGUGCGCACGACUUUGUUUUGCGGCGGCUCGCCGCCCUCGACACUGUCGCGGAACCGCAUCUCGAUCAUCUCGUCGUCAUGCUCGACUGUCGUGUCGGAGCCCAUGGGGCGCUAUCGGAAGCCGCGUCGUCCCGUGGUGCUCAGCGAGGAGCCGCCUGAUUUCCAGCCACGAGCGACCCUGGUCAGCCCGCUGGCGCCACCCGAGCUGACACUGGCCAUGGCCGAGACCAGCGCUGUGCGUGCGCGCGCUGACACUAAUGCCACAUUGUGCGCGCUGUGCCAUGGCGGCUUUGCGGCGCUCGAAUCGCAGCACCAGUGCCAUGUGUGCCGUGCUCUGGUGUGCCCGCGGUGCAUUAACCGCCAGCUGCCUGUGCCCGGCGACACCCAUACCGAUGCGCUGGUGUGCGAUUCGUGCGUGAGCUGCCGGGACGACUGCAUUAAGCUGUUCCCGCUCAUGUCGCCGCAAGCCGCUUCUGACUCUGCCAAAUGGGUCUGAAAUUCCUGUGCACCUUUACUCAUUCAUCCAUUUCCUCUUUAUAUGCUGUUACUCAAUUCC